Molecule: messenger RNA, 1862 nt
Organism: Caenorhabditis sp. 36 PRJEB53466
Lineage: Eukaryota; Metazoa; Nematoda; Chromadorea; Rhabditida; Rhabditidae
Source: the annotation of a GenBank genome assembly
AUGUCGCUCAAAACACAUAUCAAAUUCGUGCUCGUCACCAUUAUCUACUUUGCUCACAUCUACUUCCGACGCCUUCCAAUCACUCUCUUGCCGUUGAUCCGCGAAGAAAUUGUGCUCACUAGCGAUGAUAUAGGUAAGCGCCUUCGCUUUUCGGGAAAUCGCUUCGAUAAGACCCUCUCGAAUCGUUAUUCACUGGAUCUAAAGCGUCACACUUUCAUUUUCUUUAAAAAAAACGAUUACCCUAACAAAACUAUCAUUGAUGAAAAGAUGAACUUUAAAAAACGAGAUUUCUUCAUGAUCACGUAUCAACAAAAUUCAAGUCAGCUGUGACGAAAGGCACGUACUAUCAUACGACCCGCAUUGAAAAGAAACCUCUGACUUUCCGAAGUCUCUUUCAGGUAUACUCGUAUCCUCACAUGCUCUCUGCUACACAAUAGGACGUCUUCUGUUCGGAGUCGCUUCCGAUCGGUACUCGAAAGUUGCACUUCUGCUCCUCGGCCUGUUCACGUGCGCAGCUUGUUCUGUCGGCUUAGCCUUCUCGAACCAUCUGUGGCAGUUGCUCAUUGCGAUGCUAUUUUUGGGGAUCGUACAGGGAGCCGGAUGGGUUCCCGCCACUCUCCUCGUCCAAUCGGUUAGUCGUUCUGUUCUUGUUGCAUACAAAAGGCUUCAAUGUUUUCAGUGGUACUCAAAGUCCACGUACGGCACCAUGUUCUCAAUCCUAGCCUGUGGUUCCACCUUCGCCGGAAUCCUUCAGCCAUUCUCCAAAAAGUUCUACUGGCGACACGUGGAACUGUACACUGGAGCCGGAAUGUUGCUCUUCGCGGUUGUCUGUUAUUUCGUACUCCAAGAAGACAAUGUCUCUCCGAAACACGUGGACGAGGAGGACGAACAAGAACCGAAUCCGGACAAGCCGAAGAAGAAGGGAGGACUCCGGAUGAUUGUCGGAUCCAUUGUCAUCUGGCACAUAUCCUUCGUCUAUCUGUUCACUAUGGAGGUGAGACUUUUUCCCAACUUUUUUGCCCCAACUGAACUCUAUUCAGAUGCGUACAAUCUGCGAGACAUGGGUUCAAUUGUUCCUGACCGAUUCUCAAAUGUCCCCAGAUGCCUUCCAAAUCACUUACGAGAUCGGAGGACUCGUCGGCACAAUGGCUUCCGGAAUAGUCAUCGAUCUGGUCACGCGUCGUUUCGAUGUUGACGCCACCCGCCGUGUCAUCGCCGUUUCCUACACUUGUUUGAUGAUGUUCUCCGCGGCUGGCAUAUUCGAAUUCCCGGUUAGUACCAGUUUUCUGAAGAGAUUAUGGGAUUUGUGUGUAAACUGUCCCCCUCUAAAUGUAUGUUUUUUUCAGGAGCUCAGCUCAGUGUUCGGAUUUCUGGCAGGAAUGUUCGUAAACGGAAGCAUCAAUGUGUGGUGUAUGAUCGCGUCGCAAGCAGGAUACACGAGAAUACAAGGAACCGUCAGCGCUUUCAUUUCUUUCGUCGCCAGCUGUGAGUACAUAUUUCCCGCUCUUCAAACUAUUAUCUUCUACAUUUCAGCUGGAUCAAUGCUCGCCGGCACUCCGCUCGCCCUCCUGAUCAGUCUCGUCGGAUACCGCGUCUUCCUGUACAUCUUCGCCGUGCAACUCCUCAUCGUUCUGAUCGUCUCCUCAUUCCGCGUCCGGCUCCGCAUGGACUCCGCGCAGAAGCAGAAGGAAACAACGAACGAAGAAGACGACGAAGGCGCGGGAGUGUGCAGCACCGUCGUCGAUUCUCAGAGGAAUCUGACGAGUUUGAAGAAGGAGACGAGAAUUUCGAUGCUUCUCGCGCUGUACGCAACGAAAAAGAUCAAGCCGUUCAAAGACGUGAUGGCCUCGAACAAGGUCUGA